AUGCCGUCUAUCAAAAGACAGGCGUCCGACAGCUUCUCCAAGCCGCAAGCCCUGGUCAAGCGACAGAAAUCCAACUCAGACCUUCGGGAUGGAAAAGCGGUCGCCCUGGCAGGCAAGGAUUCAGAUGGCGCUCUCAUAUCCUCGGCUCUGCGGACGAGUGGUCUCACGGCACCGAUCAUGGAGUUGACAGGCCAUGCAGGUGAAAUCUUCGCGGCUAGGUUCGAUCCAACCGGACAGCAUAUUGCCUCUGGCUCAAUGGACAGAUCCAUAUUGCUGUGGAAUACCUAUGGACAAGCUGAAAACUACGGUACAUUAACCGGUCACAAGGGUGCUGUUCUAGAUCUUCAGUGGUCACGCGACUCGAGGACGAUCUACUCGGCUUCGGCAGAUAUGACCGUCGCUAACUGGGAUCUGGAAACGGGAUUACGAGUCCGCAAACAUGUUGGACACGAGGAGGUCAUAAACUGUCUUGACCUCAGCAGACGUGGCCAAGACCUGCUUCUCAGUGGCAGUGAUGAUGGUUGUAUUGGAAUAUGGGAUCCGCGGCAGAAGGCAGCCGUGGACUAUAUUGAAACAGAUUUUCCCAUAACAGCCGUUGCGCUUGCAGAGCAGGGCCAUGAAAUCUACUCUGGUGGGAUUGACAAUGAUAUCAAAGUCUGGGAUGCUCGAACUCUGAGAGUGACCUAUACUUUGGUUGGGCACACGGAUACCAUUACGUCCUUGGAAAUCUCUCCAGAUUCUCAAACUCUGCUUUCAAAUUCCCACGACUCGACAGUCCGGACGUGGGAUGUUCGACCCUUUGCUCCUGUGGAUCGCGCUGUACAGACCUAUGAUGGAGCUCCAUCUGGCUUCGAGAAGAAUCUGAUACGUGCAAGCUGGAGUACCAAAGGAGACAAAAUUGCUGCAGGUUCUGGAGAUCGUACAGUGGUCGUGUGGGAUACCCGUUCGGCAAGACUAUUGUACAAACUACCAGGCCACAAAGGCACCGUCAAUGAUGUACGGUUCUCCCCCUCGGAGGAUCCGAUCAUUGUUUCUGGCUCAACAGAUCGCAAUAUUCUUUUGGGAGAGCUCGGAAGGUGA
Messenger RNA from Exophiala bonariae, 1080 nucleotides. RefSeq lists its product as uncharacterized. Bases 1 to 1080 code for a protein of 359 amino acids. The transcript is spliced from 5 exons. NCBI's taxonomy places the organism in Eukaryota, Fungi, Ascomycota, Eurotiomycetes, Chaetothyriales, Herpotrichiellaceae. The record is from RefSeq and is a predicted model, not a curated record. Gene Ontology annotation, cellular component: catalytic step 2 spliceosome. Gene Ontology annotation, molecular function: RNA binding; protein binding.